UGUGGUUUCUUCUUAGAAGUUUGUCCCCAAUUUACAGUGAAAGCAGCUCAGCUCAAAUGCGAAAGAAAGAAUCUCCUUUUCUUUUGUUACUGAGCAGAGACCGUUCUUGUCUCCAUUCUUGAUUCCUUCACGCUGAACAACAUGAGCAUGGAGUGACUUUUGUGACACACCUCUUUGGAACGUUUCUUCUGAGUUGUGAUUGUUGUCUUACACUAACGUGAUCCGGACUUGUACUCUUAGCAUGGUGAUGGGUUUGGAAAAGGAUCCUCGUGUGUUUUUAGAUGUCUCAAUUGGCGGGGACCCUGUGGAAAGAAUUGUAAUACAGCUUUUUGCUGGUGUUGUUCCCAAGACAGCUGAGAAUUUUCGGGCACUCUGUACAGGGGAGAAGGGCAUUGGGGCAUCCACGGCGAAACCUUUGCAUUAUAAAGGGACAAGUUUUCAUCGAAUAAUUAAAGGUUUUAUGGCUCAAGGUGGUGAUUUUUCAAGGGGCAAUGGCACUGGUGGAGAAAGUAUAUAUGGAGGAAAAUUUGCAGAUGAAAAUUUCAAACUAUCACAUGAUGGACCUGGUGUUCUUUCCAUGGCUAAUAGUGGAGCUAACACAAAUGGGUCUCAGUUCUUUAUUACCUUUAAGCGGCAACCACAUCUUGAUGGUAAACACGUUGUUUUUGGGAAAGUUGUCAUGGGAAUGGACAUCCUGAAGAAAAUUGAGCUGGUGGGAUCUUCUGAUGGGAAACCUGUUCAGCCUGUCAAAAUUAUUGAUUGUGGUGAAGUUUCAGAGACAAAAGUCCAGCAUGCUGUUGAGAAGGACAAAGGGAAAAAGAGAAAAUCAGGGAAAUCUGUAUCUCCUGAUGAUGGUUCUGCCAAAAGAUCAAGGGGUAGAAGGAAAAAAACUUCAAAAGAUACUAAGAGAAGGAAGAAGAGAUACUCAACAUCAGAUAGUGAUGGUAGUGGCAGUGACAUGGAUAAGCGCAAGCAUGAGAAGAAGAGGAGAAAGGGACAAAAGCAUAGAAGGCGCCAGCACACUAGAAGUAGAAGAUCAAGACACAAGUCCAAAUGGAGUUCAGAGGAUUCAAGUGAUACAGAAAGUGAAAGUUCUAGUGCUAGUGGCAGUAGUUCUGGCAAGGAAAAGGCUGAUCGUCGUGGCUCUAGAUCUAAAGCACUUGCUGACAAUAAACCACAAAGGAAUUUAGACACAGGAAAGCAAUCUUCUAGUCCCCCUAUAAAAAGUAAAAGUAUUUCAGAACAAGGGAUGGAUACUAAGGCUAGAAGAACUGUGGACAAGGAAUCACAUGAAGAAGGUGAACUGUCUCCGGAAAAUGAUGAACUUCUGAAUAAUGGGCAUGAUACUCGGGCCAAACUUAGUAAACCUUCUAAGCAACAGACCUAUUCAGAUGAUUCAGAUCAGAAUAGAGGUGCAAGUCCUGGAAGAGGUCCUGCUGGGAAGUCUGGGGAGCUAAACCAGGGACACAGUGUAUUGGCUAGUCCUGGUCAAAAAGCAUCUGAACCAGCAUCUAAAACCCAGGGCUUUUCGAAAAGUCCUUCACCACAUGGUAUGCCUAAGCGUAUAAAAAAAGGACGUGGCUUUACAGAGCGCUAUGCCUUUGCACGCAGAUAUCGUACUCCAUCUCCUGAACGUUCUCCCCCUGCAUAUCGUUAUGGCGAUAGAAAUAUUAGAAGGAACUUUGACAGAAACUCAAGCUACAGAAGAUAUUCUGAGCGCUCCCCUCCAAGACGUUUCCGGAGCCCACCAAGGGGUGGAAACCGUCCAAGAUACCAAAAUAGAAGAAGUCGAAGUAGGAGCAUCUCUCGCAGUCCAGUGCGUGGCCGUUUUAGAGACCAUGGUCGCAGCCAGAGUCCAGUACGUAGUCCUAGUCCUGAAGACAGGAGGCCUCCAAUAAGUGACAGAUUGAAAUCCCGACUUGGUCCUCGUAAUGAUCUACCCUCUCCGGACAAAGGCAGGUCAAGGUCCAAUUCCAGGAGUAACAGAUCUUCUAGUUCCAGAUCACCUGAUGCGACGCCACCAAAACGACGACAUGAUAAAAGGACAUCAUCUCGAAGCAGGUCUAGAUCAAGCUCAUUGUCUGGACAAAAGGGGUUAGUUUCUUAUGGAGAUGCAAGUCCUGAUUCUGGGGCAACGUAGGUAUGGUGCUAGUAGUAAAUCCCAAGCCUUGACAGGAGCUAAAAUUGCUAUACAUCCUAUAAAAAUAUCCAGUUGGUGGGAAAUGUGGCCAUAAUUUUUGUCUGCUUAUUCAUCCGCUUGUCCUUAGUUGAAUUAGGAUGUUAAACCUGUAGAGCCUAUUUUAAGUGUUACCAUUUAACUUUAACCAAGUCACCAAGUCUCCUGAAGCCGUUUAGUUCAAGUAGGUUGUUGGGGCCAAAACUUUUAAGAGACGCCUCUUAAACUGGUUCCAAUUGUACAUUAUCUUAAGCUGGCAUUGUUGUGCUCAUUAUUUUCUUGAGAAUAAUUUGUGAACAUGAUAACAUCUCUCCCUUUGUUUCUGACGUGUCAUAUUUUGGUUGUGAAAUGUUAAGUCAUUGGUGUUCUACCUCA
Molecule: messenger RNA, 2551 nt
Organism: Arachis duranensis
Lineage: Eukaryota; Viridiplantae; Streptophyta; Magnoliopsida; Fabales; Fabaceae
Product: peptidyl-prolyl cis-trans isomerase CYP63
Biological process (GO): protein folding; protein peptidyl-prolyl isomerization
Molecular function (GO): peptidyl-prolyl cis-trans isomerase activity
Source: RefSeq, a predicted model, not a curated record